AUGGAGCAACAAUCUGUGGAUCCAAUACAAUUGCGAGUAAUACAGUUGGAAGAUAAGUUCAAGAAAUACCAAGAUAGAAAAUAUGGGAAAUUACCCAUAUAUGACUCAGACAAAGAGACAAAAUCAUUCCAUCCUAAUAUUUUGAAUUCGCAAUUUCCUCAAGGAUUCAAAAAUCCUUAUGUCGCACAAUAUGAUGGUACAAGUGAUCCUGUAGUGAACCUGAACAAUUUCAAUACCAUAAUGCAAGUAAGAAAUAUUUCAAACAACUUGCGAUGCAUAUUAUUUCCAACUUCAUUAAUAGGAGCUCCAAGUAGUUGGUUUAAAAAAAUUACCAACCAUUCCAUAACUUCUUGGGAACAACUAUCAAAGGAUUUCAAAAAGCAAUUCCAAGCUGCGAAAGAUCGAAGACCAGAAGCAUCUUCGCUAACCAAUGUCAAAGAGCAACCAGGAGAGUCCCUAAAGGCAUACUUAAGUUGUUUUAGUACGGCCACAGCCAAAGUCAGGAAUCUGAAUGACAAUAUUCAGUUAACAGUCCUUCAAGCUGGAAUUACAAUCGAUUUGUCAACUGUAGGGGAGAAUUAUGGCAUGACUUACAAGAAGGAAGAUGUGCGAAAUGAAAUUAAGUUGUUAAAGUCCAGCUUGGGAGAUAAACCCAGCACAAAUAUCGCAACAGCGAGCACUGUGACCACCAAAGUAGGAAAUUCAAAUCCUACUAGCUCGAAUACCAAGAAAAAUGAUGAGUCGAGAGACUCAUCCAAAGACAAAAAGAAACAAAAGAAGCAUGAGAACUAUGUUUCCAUUUACUUAGUAUAUACUGAAUUGAAUGAAACUCGUGAAAAUAUCUAUCUCGCCAAUGAAAAUGGUGUCACAUUUCCCAAAACCGAUCCAAUGAGACAUGCGAGAAACAAGCAAGAUCCUAACAAAUAUUAUCGUUUCCAUAGAGAUAUCAGGCAUACCACUGAAGAAUACCGUCAGCUGAAAUAUGAAAUUGAAAAUAUAAUCUCGAGAGGUUAUUUGAGGCAAUAUGUGAGACCACAAGGAAACAAACAAAAUCUGCCCAAUAACCUGAAUAACCCAAGGUUACAACCUCCCCCUGUUGAGGGCAAGGAUAUCCUGGUUAUUUGA
Cannabis sativa is the source of this 1125-nucleotide messenger RNA. RefSeq lists its product as uncharacterized. NCBI's taxonomy places the organism in Eukaryota, Viridiplantae, Streptophyta, Magnoliopsida, Rosales, Cannabaceae. The transcript has 2 exons. The record is from RefSeq and is a predicted model, not a curated record. Bases 1 to 1125 code for a protein of 374 amino acids.